GAGACAUCGAGCCCCUUUCCCGCAACCUAGAUCAUCCUAGUCUGUUCCUGUUCUUCUCGAGGCGCCUUGGUUCUGGCCGUGCCUGGACCUCGACAGCCGCUAGGUAUCAUUCCAAGCCGUCGCACCACCGUCAGCGUCGCCGGAUCAACCAGCCCUCAGCAGCCUUCAGCAGCCUCAGCAGCUCUUUCGCCGCGAGCCCUCUAUGAAUGCUUCAAGGCCAUCGACGCCGCCGAGUUUGAUUAGUCCGCACUUACUCUCUGAAGCGCAUCCCCAACACCUCCCACCCGCCGAUGGUGGUGCGGGAGCUGCGCUCUCACAAUGGCCGCCUUCGUGCGAGUGUCGGGGCCUCCAAAUGGCAACUUUCUAAUUGGGUACCCUGGGAUUUCUGCUACUAUGCCUCGUAUUGAAGGCAAAGUCGAGAUUAGGCCCAGUGUCGGCAUCACGGCUCCCGUCAACGUAUCCCUCGUCACGGUAUCUCUCGUCCGGCGAGAAACGAUCCACCCGUCAGCGGAUUCCGUCGCGAAGAGACGUCUAGCGCCGCCGAGGAAAGAGAUCUCCGAUACCGUUGGGAAGGAAAUGCUCCUCUUCCGUUGUCCGGCUGGUCGGGAAUCUGAGGAGGUCUUAUCAAUGGAUCUGCCAUUCGUCCUGUUCAUUCCCUUUGGACGAGGCGGUCCGGACGCAUCCAGGCGAGUCCCUCCGGCUAGCUUGCAGCUUCCCAGUCGCACCGCGGAGACGUUCUACGAGAUCGUGGUGAUGGUACAGCAAGGCCAUUCGGAGCAAAGGAAGUACUCGUUUCCGGUACCGAUCGCACGGUAUGACACGCUAUCGACAUUUGGAAUGUACAAUCGCCCCGAAUCGGCGGAGAGUGUAUCAGAUCAUCUGGUGACGUUGGGUAUUUCUCUACCGCGAUGGUCAUACGGGCCCCUCGAUCCUGUCAGCGUCUAUGUUAAACUGUCCCCGAAUCCCGACUGGAUCAGCAAAGCUAGAAAAGUUACGAUCAACAAAAUCACAAUCGGCAUUGAUGAGGAGAUAAUCUACAAUCAUGAGGGCGACGAGCCUCAACGGAAGGUAAAAACAUUAACGAAACGGACGGAACCAAUUGGUGUGAAAAUGCCUCCGACAGGGUUCUUGACGAACAUGGGCCUGGUGUUCCCAGCAAAGGAUAUGCGGGAUGGAGAGGGCAUACUCCCUAGAGGCAAACCUGGAUUUCCCACAUACGCUGUUAGUGGGUUUACCACAACAGCAAGUCUCUACAAAAUCGAAUACUAUUUAACGGUCAAGGCUCAUUUAACAUCCGCUCGAGAUAUCAUUAUACGACAGCCAAUCGUCGUGUGCCCUCUUGACCACGCUGGAUGUAAAGAGGAAAUGGAAGCAAUCGAACAAGCAGCACGAGAAGCUGCCCACAUUAACCCCGACAACCCUCUUUUACCUUUACCUUCAAUAGUCCGACCGUCGGACCCCAACGGUCUCCGCCAUCUAGGAGUCGCGAUUGUCGGUAACCAGAAGAAGCCUCUGAUAGAUUAG
Molecule: messenger RNA, 1524 nt
Organism: Aspergillus nidulans FGSC A4
Lineage: Eukaryota; Fungi; Ascomycota; Eurotiomycetes; Eurotiales; Aspergillaceae
Product: protein artE
Exons: 3
Coding region: 319-1524 (401 amino acids)
Source: RefSeq, a predicted model, not a curated record